AUGAGACCUUAUCUAUUGCAAGGACACGAACGUCCGAUCACGGUGGUUCAGUUCAAUUAUGACGGCGAUUUGUUGUUCACUGCCUCCAAGGAUUUGGUGCCCUCCAUGUGGCGUUCGGAAGAUGGCCAACGAAUCGGUACCUUUAAUGGCCACAAGGGAGCCAUUUGGGAUUUGGACUGCAAUCGAUUCUCGACUCGUUUGUUGACUGCCAGUGCGGAUGCUACCUGCAAACUAUGGGUGUUAGAAACGGGAGAGUGCUUGCAUACCUUUGUCCACAGGGGUCCUGUCCGAGGCGUUUCCUGGGCGGAUGGUGCCAAAAUGUUUGCCACCAUUUCCGAUCCCUUUGUAGAACACAAUGCCAAAAUCAUGAUCUUUGAUUGUCCUGAAGAUGGAAACUACAGUGAGGCUCCUCGGCUAGAAAUUGAUAUUCCCAAGGUGGGCAACAAGCGUGUCAACCCUACCAACAUCCAGUGGACAGCCUUCAACGAAGCACUCUUGGUCAGCUUUGAUAGUGGCGUCAUCAAACUCUACGACCCCACCAAUGGAGAGUUGAUCGAUGAAAUUGUUGCCCACGAAAAGAAAAUCAAUCGUCUUCGUUUCAACCGAGACAAGACGCUCUUCAUUACCAGUUCCGCGGACUUUACCUCAAGGCUCUAUGAUGCCGUUGAUCUCAAACAACUCAAGGAAUACAAGACAGAUCGUCCCGUCAAUGAUGCUGUCAUUUCCGAGCACAAAGAUCACAUCUUGUUGGGAGGAGGACAAGAAGCCAUGAGUGUCACAACCACCUCUGGAAAAGUGGGAAAGUUUGAAACAAGAUUCUUUCAUUUGGUGUACGAAGAAGAGUUUGGCUGUGUCAAGGGCCACUUUGGACCCAUCAAUGCUUUGGAUAUCAACCCCAAUGGACGGAAUUAUGCCAGCGGUGCAGAGGACGGAUACGUACGAUUGCACUUUUUCGACAAGAGCUAUUUGGAUAUGAAGGACCCUGUUCCAGAGGCAGACGAAACAGAUGGAGAGGAAGAAAAGACGGCUGCUGAAUAA
Molecule: messenger RNA, 1038 nt
Organism: Seminavis robusta
Lineage: Eukaryota; Bacillariophyta; Bacillariophyceae; Naviculales; Naviculaceae
Source: the annotation of a GenBank genome assembly